AUGGCCGAGGGGCGGUUUUACCUGUUGGUGCUGGCGCUGUCGUCCCUGGGCUCUGUGUGCGUCCUCUUCACCGUCUACUGGAUGUGGAACUGGCACGGCGGCUUUGCCUGGGAUGGCAGCACCCUCAUGUUCAACUGUCACCCGGUGCUCAUGGUGGCUGGCAUGGUGGUGGUCUACAGCGCUGCGUCACUGGUGUACCGCCUGCCCCAGUCCUGGGUGGGGCCCAAGCUGCCCUGGAAAGUCGCCCACGCGUCCCUGCACCUGCUGGCCUUCCUCCUGACGGUGCUGGGGCUGGUGGCCGUGUUCAGGUACCACAACAGCAAGCACAUCGCCAACCUGUACUCCCUGCACAGCUGGCUGGGCAUCACCGCCGUCUUCCUCUUCGCCUGCCAGUGGCUCCUGGGCUUUGCGGUCUUCUUGCUGCCCUGGGCGUCCCUGCAGCUGCGCAGUCUCCUCAAGCCUGUCCACGUCUUCUUCGGAGCCUCCAUCCUCGCUCUGGCCAUGGCGUCUGUCAUUUCCGGCAUCAACGAGAAGCUCUUCUUCAGCCUGAAGAACGCCACCAGGCCGUACUCCAGCCUGCCCGGCGAGGCUGUCUUUGCCAACGGCACCGGGAUGCUGGUGGUGGCCUUCGGGCUGCUGGUGCUCUACCUCCUGCAGGCCUCAUCCUGGAAACGCCCGGAAGUGGGGGUCACGACCGAAGGACAGCCCCUGCUGCGUGAAAGGGAGUGA
Molecule: messenger RNA, 729 nt
Organism: Pipistrellus nathusii (Nathusius's pipistrelle)
Lineage: Eukaryota; Metazoa; Chordata; Mammalia; Chiroptera; Vespertilionidae
Source: the annotation of a GenBank genome assembly